AGAAGACGUGUGAAGCCUGGCGGUCGGUAACCAAUGCAAGGCGAUGGGUCUACCUAAAUCUUGGUGACCUUCAGUGGCGACUGGCCCCAACAGCCAUCAGUCAGCAUGCAAGGCUUCUACUCCAAGCUGGACUCCUCCCCCUCCUCCUCCCCGUUACUGGGGGUGGCCAUGGGGCGAGAAGGCGGGGCGGUCCCUCUCAGCCUGGCGGUGGAGACGGAGAAAGCUCAGGCGCUCCUACAGACAUUCAGCUCCGCCUCCCUGCUGGCCUCAGCAGGACUCGGGAUGUUCUGCGUGGUGGCGGACCACACCCUGCAGCUGUCCGUCAUCCAGAACCACCUGUGGCUGCGCGCCGCCUUGGACAACGCCACUCAUGGGCUGGUGGGGCUGUGGUCGUGGGCGGUUGUUAUUGGACUUAGGAAAAAGAGCGAUCUGUACGAGGUGCUGCUUGCUGGUCUUCUGGCAUCAAUCAUAGACCUGGACCACUUCUAUAUGGCUGGAUCCCUGUCCCUCAAGGCUGCCGUGUCGCUCCCUCAGCGUCCUCCUCUCCACUGCUCCUCUCUCAUCCCGGUCCUCUGUCUCUCGCUGCGUUUCCUCAUGUGGAUCGGCCGCCUCAAAGACGCCUGGUGCUCGUUGCCGUGGAUGCUUUUCAUCUCCAUGGCGACGCACCACGUCCGGGACGCCGUGCGCCACGGCCUGUGGGUGUGCCCGUUCGGCAACACGGCGCCGCUCCCCUACUGGCUGUACGUCAGCACCACAGCGACACUUCCUCACCUUUGUUCUGUCCUCAUGUACCUAACGGGGACCAGGGACGUGAUCUCCACCAAACACGGGGUGGCCAUCGACGUUUAGACGCCACUUCUGAAUCUGACCUGGUAUGGAUCGCCUCUGAUCUGGGCCAAAAUGUUCUUAACGGCUUGAAACAACUUUUAGACUCUCUAUGGAACAGUUAUGGUACAUGAAAGAUUCACUUACUACAUGUUUAUUCUGCUUAGGUGGAGAUAAAUGUUGGCUAAGAAUCUAAAUGUGACCACAAAUAGAGACACGUGUACAAUAACGAAUUUCCUCGAAAAAGGGACUUGUUGUGUGGGUACCAAUCAUGGAUUUCUUUGAGAUUUUUGUUUCUGGUAUUAUGGAAAUGUAUCAGAAUCCUCUUACCAUAUCUGCUUAUCUAUAAUAACUGUCUUAGGUGUUUAUAGAGUGACCCUUUAAAGCUUUGACAUAUCGUUUUGCAGAGGCUUGCCUGCUGUGUGUUCCUCUCCCCAAACCCCCCAAAAAGGGACCCGAGACUUAGUGUCACUUUUUGGCCCUUUGAACUCUUAACUGGUCAUCAGCUGAACUAUCACUAUCCGUCCUACCAAGAAACACUCAAGGAAGAGUCAACCAAAGGUCAACCACAGGCUGUACCACACUGCUGACGGUAUAUUACCACUGUUUUUCCACUGUG
Molecule: messenger RNA, 1444 nt
Organism: Centropristis striata (black sea bass)
Lineage: Eukaryota; Metazoa; Chordata; Actinopteri; Perciformes; Serranidae
Gene: tmem267
Product: transmembrane protein 267
Exons: 3
Coding region: 106-849 (247 amino acids)
Source: RefSeq, a predicted model, not a curated record